UUGCCAAUAAUUGAGCAAAAAUCUCCAUUUGUUUCUGCUAUUGUAUACAUCAUGUCAACAGAAAACUACACGAAAAUCGCAACAGCUCUAUUUCCAAUACUUUUAGAAGCAAUUUCAGAUGAUUGCUUCGAUGAAGGAGCAUUGGAAGAAAUUUUAGGCUCACUGAUAACCAGAUCAGCAUUUCUAGACGUUGACAUGUGCUUACGUUUACUUUUAUUCUCAACUUCUGAAAUUAAACGCAAAUUCCCUUGUUUGGAAAUAUUUUCUCCAUAUAUUUCAAUACACUUACUUCUUAUGCAAAAGACCCAAGAAACUGUUGCACAUAAUGCACACGCUUCGUUCCAACAACUUCUAACUUAUUUGGUUGAUCCAAUUAAAGCCCUAAAUCCUAAUCAAGCAACACAAUCUUUCAUAGAACGAUACAAUAAAAAGUACAAGCGUUCAGCCAAGACCGAUACCGAGGUUUACAGUGGACUUUUUGUGAUGUUAAUAAAUGACGUUACAGGAAUGACACUAGGAAUGCAACCAACCUUCAUUGAUACUAAAAUAUUGCCAUCCGAGCUAUUAUACGAAAUGUUAGAAGUCAUUACAAUUUCAACAAAAGAUUUAAUUACAAAUGACCAAAAUCUGAGUUGUUUAUUCGAUGGUACGAUCAUACAUUUAAUUUCCAACCGCGACGCAAUUAAGUUCAUCAUGAUUUUCUUCGAAAUUAUGCUUCCUCAUACUUUACAAUUAUUUACUUCAGUAUUAAAUGAAUUUAUCUCAGAAAUUCGACCGAGAUCGAAGUCAAUACUUCUACCGAUAUUCUUCCUACACUCAACUCUUCUCAGAAAGAACAUUUCUUUAACAAAAAUGCUUCGAAUGUCGGAUUCAGGAGAGUCAACUAUGAUUUCUCUUAUCGAUUCCCUCAACAACAUCAUUCUAACAUCACAACCUACAGAACUAAUUGAUAUUAUACCGAAACAACUACAAAUGAACCAAAUGUCUAUUGAUUUAUCACUCGUUUACUGCGUUGAAAUGCUUUUCUUGCUUAUUUCGGAUAUAAUGGUCGAAGAUAACGCAAAAAUUUUGACUUUUAAACUUUGUAAAGUUCUGAAUAACGCAAUCAUUGUUUCUUUGAGGUACAUGACCCCUAAAAUCGUACCAAUAGUCCAUGAAACACUUGGCCAAUACCUGCAAGCCAUCAAAACUAACUGCGAACCAAAAAUUACUCAUGAAGCUUUCAAAAUCUUAUGCGACAGACUUUCUUUGAGCGACGACCAUCGUCUUCCACUAUCAGAUAUCAAACUUUACUGCUUGGAAGAGAAAGAAAAGAUGUGGACUCCGUUUUUGACGAAUAUGAUCCUGAAUAACCACGAAUUAGUCGAAGGAAACUGGGUUUACGUACUCAAUGGAAUAUUUGCUUCAGAUGAUGUCCAGAUUACACCUCAAUUCGCCCAUGAAUACUCGACAAAUAUAAAAUUAGAUAUUAUUGACGCACUUUUAUCAUGCAAACACUUUCCAUUCGAUUUCACAACGAACAUGAUCGUAAACGAAAUCGAUAUCUUCACAAGUAUUUGGCCCAGACUCGAAGUUUAUUUUAUUUCGGAAAUUGCCAGCGAAACAUUUGGAGAAAAUGCCAGACAGUUCUUUAUUAAUAUAUUAGUCAAAUGCUUCAACAAAGAUACCGAAGAUUGCUUGACAAAAGGAAUUGAAAAAAUUGUCAAUCGAAAUAACAACGUUGAUGUUGAGAGUUUGAACAAAAUAUUCACGGAACUUAAGAACAUCAUACAGAUGAAGAUAGAUUUGAUCUCAAAGGGCUGGAAUUCCAUUUUUGAGGCAAUUCAUCCAAAUAAUGCAGGUAAUGAUCCAGAUGUACUCUCUAUACAAUACUCAAUCAUCAAUAUGAUCUGCAAUGACUAUAUUUCCCAAAUUCCAGAAGAAAACGCCGAAAUAUUUUUGAGAACAAUUUUCAGAUUCGCUCGUCAGGAGAUAGAUAUCAACGUUUCCUUAUCGUCAAUGGAUCUGAUAUGGACUGUAAAGCGUACUUUAACGAAUACUCAAAGAUGGUCGUUGAUAUUCAAGAGUAUUGUCAACGUUUUUGACGAUCCAAGAAUAGUUUUGGCGACAAGCUCCGUAACAACACUUUUUAACUUACUUUCUUCGAACAUUAAUGAUGUUUCUGACGAAAAUUUCAAAGAAUUAUUCCAAGUUUUCUUAAUGUCUGUAUUUGAAAGGAUGCGAGAUAACUUUACAAGUGUCAGACAGCAGAUAUUGAAUGAAGUUUCGCAUUUCUUCUGCGGUUUCUGGGCAAGAUGCGAAAAACUUGAGAAUUAUUACGAAAAAAUACUUCCAACCGUAAUCAAAAGUGAAACAAUGUUUGCAACAGAAUGUAAGAAUGUCGAACUUGUCUCAGGAAGCUUCGAUUUCUAUCAAACAUUUUUCUCUUGUCCAGAUCUCACUGAACAAGCAUAUUUAAUGCUCAUAGAUUCACUCACAACACUUAUCAAAUCAUACAAAUCGAUAAGUGAUGCAAAGAAUCUUGUUUUAUCCGUUUUUGGAAGAACAAUCGGACGUUGCCUUGAAAGAUCAGGACCAAGCCUUAAUGAAAACAAAUACAGCUCAAAGUCCUGGGCCAAACUACUUGAGCUUUGUGCAGCAGUUUUCAUGUCCGAUAAAAUGGUCCAUAUAGUUUUGAGCCAUUUCAUCCAGGCGAUAGAGAAAAUCUUCCCUCUGAUCACAGGCCAGUUCGAACCACUCAUUAUUUCCCUUUCAGAAGUAUUUUUGGGAACAUCAAAUAAACCUCUUAGAGAUUUAUGCGUUUCCACCCUUAUCAAAACGUUUGGAAAGUCAGACCAUGCACAACAGCUUACCUUCUUUACACUUUGCGGCAAAGUUGCUGUUUAUGAUGAUGCAAAAGAGCUCCGAGACGUUCUUUCAACACUUCUUUCCAAUUCCGCUGACUCCAACGAACAGUACAGAUUCAACGUUGUCCUUGAAUCCGACGAUAAGAAGCUUUUAGAAAAAAUCACUGAAGUUGACGCGGAAGGACAAAAGGAAUUCGUAAGAGUCAAGUGCGCGAAAGAAAUGUCUACACUCGUAGAAUUCUACGGAAGGUUCAUUAAUAAGGAAAACAAGGAUAAAUUCCCGAAUAUUCUUGAAAAUUGUUUAGAUACAUUCGUUGAGAUGAUAAAAGAGAUAGAUUUGAGCUGCAGAAAUGAUGCACAGGCUAAGCAGUUCAUGGAUUUCAUUGAUAAUCUUGAUGAAAAUGAUGAAAACGAUAAAAAGAUUUUAUUGGCCACAUUUUAUCCAUGUAUAUCGUUAGUUACAUCAAGCGACUCAUCGUUGAGAUCAAGAGUGCAGGAAACUCUUCGUAGAGUUGGAAAAACUGCAAAUAUUUAA
Messenger RNA from Trichomonas vaginalis G3, 3381 nucleotides. Its product is annotated as armadillo (ARM) repeat-containing protein family. The record is from RefSeq and is a predicted model, not a curated record. The transcript has a single exon. Lineage: Eukaryota; Parabasalia; Trichomonadida; Trichomonadidae.